CUUACCCUGGUGCCCCCUCCUCCUGUCUACCUUUUAUAUAUACUCGUAUUUUUCUGUACACUUUAGAACCCUAAAAUUAUCUGUAUCCGCUCGCUUGCUCGCUUCGUCGUAAAACCCUAUCUCUCUCAGUCGCUCUCCUUUUUUCUUCAUCAAAUGGAGUUCUGGGGUGCUGAGGUCAAAAGUGGACAGCCACUAGCUGUGGAGCUGGGCAUGGACAAGAUCUUGCACCUUUCUCAGGCCAAUAUCGGUGAGGUUAAGAAAGAGAAAGGCCCCGAAUCUAUUUGUUUGUACGUCACUGUUGAUGAUAAAAAAUAUGUUCUUGCUACACUCAACACUGAGAAGCUGCCACAGCAACAAUUUGACUUGUAUUUUGAGAGAGACAUUACAAUAUCACACAACUGGAAAAAUGGAAGUGUCUACUUUCAUGGAUAUGUGGGUUCAGAUGAAAUGAGUGAUGAUGAAGAUGAUACAGAUACCGAAGAACCUCUCCAAAUUGAAAACAAAGCAGCUAAUGGCAAACCCCUUGCCAAUGAAAAGAAUGCGAAACCUUCCUUUGUCGAAAAGGAAGAUGCUGCCAAGGGUUCUGCUGCAGGUAAGAAGAAGGUGAAAAUUUCGGAACCCAAGAAAGGAGUGGAGGAUGACAAAGAUGAUGAAAGCAGUGGGGAAGACAAUGAAAUGGAAGAUGAUGAUGAAGAUUCUGACUCAGGAGCUUCAAUUGAGGAUGAAAGUGAUUCUGAAGAAGAGGAUUCUGAAGAAGAGGAGGCAGAGGAAACACCGAAGAAGGUUGAAAGUGGCAAGAAAAGACAGCCUGAAUCUUCUGCAAAGAAAACACCCGUUCCUGCCAAAAAAGUCAAAUUGACUACUCCCCAGCAGAAAACUGAUGGGAAGAAGGGUAAUACACAUGUAGCUACACCACAUCCUUCAAAGAAAACUGAAAAGACACCUCUUGCUCAGAAGACUCCAAAAUCAGGAGGUUCUCAUCAAUGCAAAGAAUGCAAUAGGACUUUUGGCUCUGAAAGUGCUCUGGGUUCCCACUCACAAGCCAAGCAUAGUGCUGGAAAGUAAAUUUGACCCCAUGCAGAGACAGGAGUAUUUCUAGGCAGUCCAAGACUUCUUUGUUCCUGCGGAUAUAAUAUUUAUAAUAUUAAUAGAGAGAGGCAGUUUAGUAUGUUUUGGUUCCAGCAACUCUCUUUGUUAGUUCUAAUUUUGCUAUUUGAGGGGUAUUCAAACUUUUAUAUCAAGUUUUGUUUUGUUAUGAUGGGAGGUGAUCGAUCAAGUGAAUGACUAUUUAUUCCAAAGCAUUUUCGUCCUUGCUUUUACGUAAUCAGUAAUCUAUAAUUUAUUUUACAUACUGGC
This is a messenger RNA of Cuscuta epithymum, 1356 nucleotides long. The record is from the annotation of a GenBank genome assembly. Lineage: Eukaryota; Viridiplantae; Streptophyta; Magnoliopsida; Solanales; Convolvulaceae.